Messenger RNA from Trichosporon asahii var. asahii CBS 2479, 1302 nucleotides. RefSeq lists its product as uncharacterized. NCBI's taxonomy places the organism in Eukaryota, Fungi, Basidiomycota, Tremellomycetes, Trichosporonales, Trichosporonaceae. The transcript has 2 exons. Gene Ontology annotation, biological process: fungal-type cell wall polysaccharide metabolic process. The coding region runs from base 1 to 1302 and encodes 433 amino acids. The record is from RefSeq and is a predicted model, not a curated record. Gene Ontology annotation, cellular component: fungal-type cell wall.
AUGUUCGCCAACCUCGCUACCGUCCUCCCCUACCUCGCCCUCGCGGGUCUCGCUCUCGAGGCCACUCCGGUUGCCGCCAAGCACCAGGGUGGUGUUCAGCGUCGCGCCGCCCAUGCUCGCCAUGUCAAGCAGGUCGAGCGCAACUACAACGCUCACCUUCCUCGCAGCUCCAAGGUGAAGCGUGAUGCUCCUCAGAUCUCCACCCUUCCCGACGGACGCAAGUGCAAGGUCCGCCCCUCGCCUGCUGCCCCUUCGCUCUCGCAGCCCACCUCUACCCAGUCCGCCGACCAGCAGCAGCAGGGUCAGGACCAGCAGCAGCAGGACCAGAGCCAGCAGCAGCAGGGUCAGGACCAGCAGCAGGGCCAGGACCAGCAGCAGCAGCAGGACCAGGGCCAGCAGCAGCAGGAGCCGCAGCAGUCGGCCUCUGCUGAGGCUCCCCCGCAGGCCUCCGCCGCUCCUCCCCAGAUCGGUUCCACCUCGACUGGUUGCGCCACUGCCGGCUGGAAGAACACUGGCUCCAAGCUCGGUAUUGCUUGGCCCAACGGUGACUACUGGGGACCUAAUGACCAGCAGUACAUCACCAACUACAUUGGUUCCAAGUCGUCGUGGUACUACACCUGGUCGUCGUACCGCGUCAGGUCCGCCGACGAGGCUGGUCUCGAGUUCGUCCCAAUGCUCUGGGGCAAGGACAAGAUCGACGAUGGAUCGUGGGACGAGAACUGCAACAAGAACUUCGAUGGCGCCCUCGUCGCCAACGCUCUCUUCUUCAACGAGCCCAACCAGCACGACCAGUCGGCCAUCUCGCCCGAGGACUCUGUCUGGAUCUGGAUUGAGAAGUUCCUUCCUCUCCGUAACAACAAGGGCAUCAAGCUCGGUGGUGCCGCCCCCACCUCUGCUCCUGACGGAGUUGAGUGGGUCAAGCGCUUCCACCAGGCCUGUGUUGAGCAGGGUCACGCCGACUGGGAGUGCACUGCUGACUUCGCCCCUGUCCACUACUACGAUGUCGACGUCGAGCACUUCAAGCAGUACCUGAUCAACUUCCACAACCAGGUCAACAAGCCCCUCUGGGUCACCGAGUACGCGUGCCAGAACUUCAACAACGGUGCCCAGUGCGACGACGGUGCCAUCUGGUACAUGCACUCGGAGAUGAGCAAGUGGAUGGACCAGCAAGACUGGAUCCAGCGCUACGCUCCCUUCGGUGUCAUGCAGAACAUGCAGAACGUCAACCCCAACAACGCCCUGAUGAGCUCGAACGGCUACAUCACUCCCCUCGGCUCCUCGUACGCCUCUGGCUUCGACUAA